Messenger RNA from Populus nigra (black poplar), 3379 nucleotides. Its product is annotated as phosphoenolpyruvate carboxylase. The transcript has 11 exons. The coding region runs from base 229 to 3129 and encodes 966 amino acids. The record is from RefSeq and is a predicted model, not a curated record. NCBI's taxonomy places the organism in Eukaryota, Viridiplantae, Streptophyta, Magnoliopsida, Malpighiales, Salicaceae. Gene Ontology annotation, molecular function: phosphoenolpyruvate carboxylase activity. Gene Ontology annotation, cellular component: apoplast; cytosol; chloroplast. Gene Ontology annotation, biological process: leaf development; tricarboxylic acid cycle; carbon fixation.
UUCUUGGCAUCACAUAUCAGUGUCCUCAAUUACUCCAUUAUUUCCAUCUGGGCUUCUCCAAAAUCGUAACUUUUUUUUUUGGCAUCACAUAUCACUGUCCUCUGUUUCUACGUGCAUCUUAUUGCUUUUAUCACCCGACAUUUUUUUUUAUAUAUAUACGAGGGUUUUCUAUAUUAAAACUUUGGUUUUAUUGGCUAAACUUUAGUGGGUUGCGAGAGGAGUCCUUUUAUGGCAAAUACUAGGAAUUUAGAGAAGUUGGCAUCGAUUGAUGCUCAGCUUAGGCUUUUGGUCCCUGGAAAAGUUAGUGAAGAUGACAAAUUGAUUGAGUAUGAUGCUCUGCUUUUGGAUCGGUUUCUUGACAUUCUUCAAGAUUUACAUGGAGAGGAUCUCAAGGAAACGGUUCAAGAGUGCUAUGAGCUUUCUGCUGAGUAUGAAGGGAAGCAUGAUCCCAAGAAGUUGGAGGAGCUUGGAAGUGUCUUGACUAGUUUGGACCCUGGGGACUCCAUUGUUAUUGCGAAGUCUUUCUCCCACAUGCUUAACUUGGCCAACUUAGCCGAGGAAGUUCAAAUUGCGUAUCGGCGACGGAACAAGUUAAAGAAGGGAGACUUUGCUGAUGAGAACUCUGCUACCACAGAAUCAGAUAUAGAAGAAACUCUCAGGAGACUGGUUGUUGAUCUGAAGAAGUCUCCUGAAGAAGUUUUUGAUGCUUUGAAGAAUCAGACUGUAGAUCUUGUCUUGACUGCUCAUCCUACGCAAUCAGUCCGUAGAUCUUUGCUUCAAAAGCAUGCAAGGUUACGGAAUUGUUUGGCCCAGUUGUAUGCCAAAGACAUUACUCCUAAUGAAAAGCAGGAGCUUGAUGAGGCUUUGCAGCGAGAGAUUCAAGCUGCUUUUCGUACAGAUGAGAUUCGAAGAACCCCUCCAACUCCCCAAGAUGAGAUGAGGGCUGGAAUGAGCUACUUCCAUGAGACAAUCUGGAAGGGUGUCCCAAAGUUCUUGCGCCGUGUUGAUACUGCUUUGAAAAACAUUGGGAUUAAUGAACGAGUUCCUUACAAUGCUCCUCUUAUUCAAUUCUCUUCCUGGAUGGGUGGUGAUCGUGAUGGUAAUCCAAGGGUGACUCCUGAGGUUACAAGAGAUGUUUGCUUGUUGGCAAGAAUGAUGGCUGCUAACUUGUACUACUCCCAAAUAGAGGAUCUGAUGUUUGAGUUGUCAAUGUGGCGCUGCAGUGACGAGCUCCGUGUUCGUGCAGAUGUACUCCAUAGAUCCUCAAAGAGAGAUGCAAAACACUACAUAGAGUUUUGGAAACAGAUUCCUCCAAAUGAACCCUACCGUGUGAUUCUUGGCGAACUGAGGGAUAGGCUGUAUCAGACACGUGAACGCUCUCGUCAAUUGCUAUCUCAUGGGAUCUCUGAAAUUCCAGAGGAAGCAACUUUCACAAAUGUUGAGCAGUUCUUGGAACCUUUGGAGCUCUGUUAUAGAUCACUGUGCUCUUGUGGUGACCGACCAAUUGCUGACGGAAGCCUCCUUGAUUUCUUGAGGCAAGUCUCCACCUUUGGACUUUCAUUGGUGAGACUUGAUAUUAGACAAGAGUCAGAUCGUCACACGGAUGUCAUGGAUGCCAUUACAAAGCACUUGGAAAUUGGUUCCUACCGAGAGUGGUCAGAAGAACAAAGGCAGGAAUGGCUUUUAUCUGAACUCAGUGGCAAGCGCCCAUUGUUUGGUCCUGAUCUUCCCAAAACCGAAGAAAUUGCUGAUGUUUUGGACACUUUUCAUGUCAUAGCUGAACUGCCAGCUGAUAGUUUUGGAGCAUAUAUCAUCUCAAUGGCAACUGCAGCAUCAGAUGUGCUUGCUGUUGAGCUCCUGCAACGAGAAUGCCAUGUAAAACAACCAUUAAGAGUUGUUCCGCUGUUUGAGAAGCUUGCAGAUCUAGAAGCUGCCCCUGCUGCUUUGUCUCGGCUUUUCUCAAUAGAGUGGUACAGAGAUCAUAUCAAUGGAAAACAAGAGGUCAUGAUUGGAUAUUCUGAUUCUGGUAAAGAUGCAGGAAGAUUCUCUGCAGCCUGGCAAUUGUACAAGGCUCAAGAGGAACUUAUAAAGGUAGCUAAGCAGUAUGGCGUGAAGCUAACAAUGUUCCAUGGUCGUGGUGGCACUGUUGGAAGAGGAGGUGGUCCUACUCAUCUUGCUAUAUUGUCUCAGCCACCAGACACCAUUCAUGGUUCACUUCGUGUCACUGUUCAAGGUGAAGUUAUUGAGCAAUCUUUUGGAGAGGAGCACUUGUGCUUUAGAACACUUCAGCGUUUUGCAGCUGCUACUCUUGAGCAUGGUAUGCACCCCCCAGUCUCACCAAAACCAGAAUGGCGAGCCCUGAUGGAUGAAAUGGCAGUUGUUGCUACAGAGGAGUAUCGUUCUAUAGUUUUCAAAGAACCAAGAUUUGUCGAGUAUUUCCGUCUUGCCACCCCAGAGAUGGAGUAUGGGAGGAUGAACAUUGGAAGUCGUCCGUCUAAGCGAAAACCUAGUGGGGGCAUUGAAUCUCUACGUGCAAUACCAUGGAUCUUUGCCUGGACACAAACAAGAUUCCACCUUCCAGUAUGGCUAGGAUUUGGAGCAGCAUUUAAACAUGUCAUUCAGAAGGACAUUAGAAAUCUCCACAUGCUGCAAGAGAUGUACAAUGAAUGGCCUUUCUUCAGGGUCACCAUUGAUUUGGUUGAAAUGGUGUUCGCCAAGGGAGACCCUGGAAUAGCUGCCUUGAAUGACAAACUCCUUGUUUCCAAGGAGCUAUGGCCAUUUGGUGAGAAGUUGAGGGCCAACUAUAAGGAAACCAAGAGCCUCCUUCUUCAGAUUGCUGGACACAAGGAUCUUCUUGAAGGAGACCCAUACUUGAAACAAAGACUGCGGCUGCGUGAUUCAUACAUCACAACCCUCAAUGUUUGCCAGGCCUACACACUGAAACGGAUCCGCGAUCCAAACUACAGCGUAACACCACGACCACACCUCUCAAAGGAAAUAAUGGAAUCAAACAAACCAGCUGAUGAAUUGGUGAAACUGAACCCUACUAGUGACUAUGCUCCUGGUAUGGAGGACACUCUCAUCUUGACCAUGAAGGGCAUCGCUGCUGGCAUGCAGAACACUGGUUAAAAAACCCAGGAGGUUGGUUCCCGGCUGUUUUCUUUUCGUUUCCUUCCUUCUACAGAUGGAUUUUGCCCAAUAUAUAUAUUACUUAAUGCCAUCGGGCAAUGUUGCCCAUCGUAUUAUCAUGUAUGAUAAUUUUGCAGCAGCUGAAUAUCUUUUGAGGCCAAUAGUAUAUGUUUUGGCCCCUCAAUGAGCUAUGCUUUAAUGCAAAAUACAAUAUAUAUAUGCUUUAAAUGCCAUAUGUUCUAUUCGGCUA